Messenger RNA from Trichoderma virens Gv29-8, 2055 nucleotides. RefSeq lists its product as uncharacterized. Lineage: Eukaryota; Fungi; Ascomycota; Sordariomycetes; Hypocreales; Hypocreaceae. The transcript has 2 exons. The coding region runs from base 1 to 2055 and encodes 684 amino acids. Gene Ontology annotation, molecular function: methylmalonate-semialdehyde dehydrogenase (acylating, NAD+) activity; malonate-semialdehyde dehydrogenase (acetylating, [NAD(P)+]) activity. The record is from RefSeq and is a predicted model, not a curated record. Gene Ontology annotation, biological process: thymine catabolic process; L-valine catabolic process. Gene Ontology annotation, cellular component: mitochondrion.
AUGGCUGGACUGGGCCAGUCCGGGCCCAAUCCCCACGGCCUGAGUUUCCCCCAGCCGAACUACCGACGCAACACCUUUGCUCCCGCCCACGCAAACCAGCCAAACAAACAGUCUCCCGCGCCUCAAGCGGCCUCGCCCUACCAGUCGCAGGCCUAUCCGCCGCAGCAGCAGCCUCAGGGCUUUCACCUCUUCAACACGCCGGCGUCGGUCAACCCAAGUGUCGCCAAUGCCUCGUCGCGCGCUCCCAACAUCCACGUCCCCAAUGCCUUGCCGCGACAGCAGCGCGCCGCUCCGCCGCGCCAGCAGAUGCAGUCCCAGCCGAACCCGCCGCCUAUGCUCUUCCCGGCGACGAUGAGCCAGCCGGUGCCACACGACUCGCUCCUCUCGCACCAGCACCAUCAGCAACACCACCCGCAGCACCCGCAGCAACAUCCGUCUCAGCAGGCAUUGGGCCACGCGCAGCAGCAACACCAUCAGCAACAGCAGCAGCAGGUUCAGCAGCAGCAGGCCGUACAACAGCAACAGGCCCAGCAGGUCCAGCAUCACCCGCAGCAGCAGCAGCAACACCCACAGCAUCACCAGCAGCCGCAUCAUCCUGCGUAUGCCCAGCACCCGCAAGCUCACCCGGCAGCUCAUGCUUCCCACCAGACACAUCAGACGCACCAGGCGCACCAGGUACCUCAGCAGAUUCAGCAACAGGCACAGCAUCAGCAUCAACAGGAACAGCUUCAUCAUGUACAUCAGUCCCGCUCUCAACAGCAGCAGCAGCAGCAACAGCAGCAACAAGCUCAACAGCAACAGCAGCAGGCCCAACAGCAGCAGCAACAACAGGUACAGAAGCAGCAGCAGCCUUCGCGGCAGCAAUUGCAAGUUCCCCAACCCCAGGCUCCGCAGCCGGUUCCGCAGCAAGUGCCACAGCCGGUUCCGCAGCCGGUCCAGCACCAGGUUCAACAAGUGCAACACCAGCAGCAACAGCAUCAGGCUCAGCAGCAAGUACAGCAGCAGCAGCAACAGCACCAACAGCAUCAGCAUCAGCAACAGCAGCAUCAACAGCAGCACCAGCAGUUACAAGCUGCGGCUCAGCAACCUGAACCUAUUUCCCAGCAACAGCAGGACAACCAUGCAGGAGAGGACCUGGACAUGGACGGCCAACAGGACGGUGACGAGGACAACAGCACUCUGGCGCCGUCCAAGCUGAUGAACGAUCAAUUGGCAGUUACUCAGCCAUUGGGAGAGAUGAUGUCACCACCUCCCGAAGGCGGCAGUUAUCCCACGCUCGAGGCCGUUCAGAAGGCAGUCUUGCGCUACUGCACCUCGGUAGGCUAUGCUAUUGUCAUAGGACGAUCCAAGAAGACGGUGCCGGGCCUGAAGAAGGUCUUGUUCGUCUGCGACCGGGCCGGCAAGCCACCAAGCCGAGUCAGCCCCGAGUUCAGAAAACGCAAGACAUCUUCGAGGAAAUGCGACUGUCCUUUUGGCUUCUUUGCCAUUGAGCAGCGAACCCAAUGGACUAUCCGCUACCGGCCUGACCCUUCGCAUUUGCAACACAACCACGGACCGAGUGAGAGUCCGUCAAACCACCCUGCAGCCAGAAAGCUUGACAGCAAGAUGGUUGCCGCUGUCAAGCAGCUCAAAGAGAAUGGUGCAGGCGUAUCUGAGACACUGCAGAUUCUUCAAACUGACAAUCCUGAUUGUCACUUAUUGCCGAGGGAUAUUUAUAACGCGCGAGCGGCUAUUAAUCGUAAUCCGCAGAAAGUAGCAACGGGCCUGGCGGAGAACAGGCCGGCCAUCUAUACCAAGCCAUUGCAGUCGCCCGAAGAUCGCAUACGAGCCGAGCUAAGGCGCGAGCUGGCCAAGGCUCGCGAGGACUUGAAAAAGGUUGAAGAGGAGAAGCAAAAGGAGAUUGACGACCUCAAGGCCAAGAUGGCGGAAAAGGACAAGCUGAUAGAAAAGUUUGAAAUGUUUAUUGACAUUUGUAACGGCAGAGUCAUUCUCCAGAGAGAAAGGCUAGCUGGUCCUGAAGGCGGCGCGGCAGGCGGUGGUAAUCCCAGUGGUUAG